UAUUAACGUGUAGAGUUCAUAACCACUCAAGGGGAGACUUCUUAAAUGGGAAAAACCAGCAAGCGUGAAAAAAAAUCUAAAAAACAUAAACAUAAAAAAAGUAAACGGAAACAUAAAAAAAAUGGGAAGGACACAGAAAAACCAACAACCAGCCAUUCAACAAAGGAGGUUGCCAAUGAAAGCGGUUUCGAAAUCCCAGUAAAACUUAUGAACACAAAGUCGCAUACACCUAUUACACCGCAAGAAUAUCGAGAACGGCAAAGUCAAAUGCGACGUGUUGUUGAUCCGACCACCGGACGCGUUCGUCUUAUCAGAGGGGAAGGUGAAGUAAUGGAAGAAAUCGUAAGCAGGGAACAGCAUGCUAAAAUAAACAGUCUAGCAACCAAGGCGGAUGGGCAAAUUUUUCAACAGCAUACAAUUGGCACAGUAAAAAAACCGAAGUGAACAAUGAAUUCGUAACCUGAUUUUAUCUUCAGAAGAUUUGUCAAAGACAAUGCAAUAAUUUCACUAUGUUCUAGAAGUAAAGAAAUAUAGAAUAUUUAAAUAUAUUGUACUAUUAUUAAAUAA
Messenger RNA from Anastrepha obliqua, 567 nucleotides. Its product is annotated as ADP-ribosylation factor-like protein 6-interacting protein 4. Lineage: Eukaryota; Metazoa; Arthropoda; Insecta; Diptera; Tephritidae. The transcript has a single exon. The record is from RefSeq and is a predicted model, not a curated record. The coding region runs from base 46 to 444 and encodes 132 amino acids.